This is a messenger RNA of Tetrapisispora phaffii CBS 4417, 540 nucleotides long. RefSeq names its product Mg-dependent acid phosphatase. The record is from RefSeq and is a predicted model, not a curated record. Bases 1 to 540 code for a protein of 179 amino acids. The transcript has a single exon. NCBI's taxonomy places the organism in Eukaryota, Fungi, Ascomycota, Saccharomycetes, Saccharomycetales, Saccharomycetaceae. Gene Ontology annotation, molecular function: acid phosphatase activity.
AUGACUGUUGUAUAUCCUGAUGUGGCUGCUUUCGAUCUCGAUUACACGGUAUGGCCUUGUUACUGUGACACACAUUUAUAUCCACCAUUUAAACCUGUGGAAAAUCCCAAUGGUGAAGUAUAUGAGCUAAUCGAUAGCAUGGGCUAUUCAGUAAAAUUUUUUAAGGACAUACCUUUAUUGUUCAGAGAUUUGAAAGAUAAUGGCGUUAAGAUUGUUGCGGCAUCAAGGACAUGGGCACCAGAAAUAGCUCAAGAGCUUUUGAAAGGGUUUAGGAUUGAAUAUGAUGGCAAAGUCCAAUCUAUGUAUGAUUUUUUUGAUGCUGCUGCAUGGGGAGAUAGAAGCAAAGUGGGACAUAUAACCGAGAAUGUCAAACAGAUAUAUAAUCAUGAUAAUAUUAAAAACUUGAAAAUAUGUUUAUUUGAUGACGAGAGUAGAAAUAAAGAUGUGGAACGCCACGGUAUCAAGUUCGUUUAUAUUAGAAAUACGGAGACUGGUCCAACCUGGAAAUUAUACCAAGAUUACUUGAAUGGUAAAAUAUAA